This is a messenger RNA of Ascochyta rabiei, 4698 nucleotides long. RefSeq lists its product as uncharacterized. The transcript has 4 exons. The record is from RefSeq and is a predicted model, not a curated record. The coding region runs from base 1 to 4698 and encodes 1565 amino acids. Lineage: Eukaryota; Fungi; Ascomycota; Dothideomycetes; Pleosporales; Didymellaceae. Gene Ontology annotation, biological process: phospholipid translocation. Gene Ontology annotation, cellular component: plasma membrane. Gene Ontology annotation, molecular function: magnesium ion binding; ATP binding; ATPase-coupled intramembrane lipid carrier activity.
AUGAGCUCCAACAACAACAACCCCAACCUGCAGCCGCCCUUUGCCGAGCUCGAGCCAGAGAUCUCCAACCCCGUCAGGAGGAUACGAUGGGCCACACAUCGUGCGACCGGCACCACGGCUGAGAACAAGCGCCACUCGCUGAAGGAGCGCCUGCAUCGCCGCAUAGGCUCGGGCGAGAAGCGCGACUCGUUGGGGAAAGAAGGCGGCUCGCUCGGUGGCCUCGACGGCGACAAGUCGCCCGACUCGUCUGAUGCAGGUGGCGACGACCAGGACUCUGGCCGCAGAGUCUACGUCAACGUGCCGCUCCCUCGCUCCGAGCGCGACGAAGAGGGCCAUCCACUGCAGUCCUACGCGCGCAACAAGAUACGAACCGCAAAGUACACCCCUAUCAGCUUCGUCCCCAAGAACCUGUGGUUCCAGUUCCACAACAUCGCCAACAUCUACUUCUUGUUCAUCAUCAUCUUGGGUAUCUUCCAGAUAUUUGGAGCCUCGAAUCCAGCCUUGAACGCCGUGCCGCUCAUUGUCAUCAUCGCAGUAACGGCCGUCAAGGAUGCCAUCGAGGACUGGAGGAGAACUGUCCUCGACAACGACCUCAACAACGCGCCAGUGCAUAGACUAGUCGACUUCAACAACGUCAACACUGCAGAAGACACCGUCUCCAUGUGGAGGAAGUUCAAGAAAGCCUGCACAAGGACCAUUGUCACCACAUGGAGGCUUAUGAAGAACGCAAAGAGCAAAAAGGACGCAAAGGGCAAGGAGGACAGCCAACGUGGUAUCGAAGGCUCGAGACCUUCCAUCGAUACUCGCCGCGCUUCAGUCGCUACACGCAGAUCGUCGUACUUUGAUGCUCAGGAGGGCAUCCAGAUGACCCCGGUCCCGUCGCCCUUGCCCGGCGCUUCUCCCAGUCAUUCUCCGUCACCGACCGAACGCGGGCCUGGAGACAACGACAAGAUUCGAGGCGCUGACACAAAGGGAGUUGUCACGAAGAAGUUCUGGGGCAGUGUGCUUAACCCUUUCAAGACGUCGCCAGAAAAAGCUCGUUUCAAGAAGGAUGCAUGGAAAAGUGUGCAGGUUGGUGACUUCAUCCGCUUGUACAACGACGAGGAAAUUCCUGCCGACAUCAUCAUCAUGUCGUCCUCCUCCGACGAUGGUGCUUGUUAUGUCGAGACCAAGAACUUGGAUGGAGAAACGAAUCUGAAGGUUAGAAACGCCCUUCAUUGUACACGCGACGUACGACACGCUCGCCACUGCGAACGCGCCGAGUUCACCAUCGAAAGCGAGGGUCCACAUUCAAAUCUGUACUCCUACAGUGCCGCCAUCAGAUGGCAGCAACACAACGAGAAAGACCCAGAAACGCCCUCUUAUGAGAUGGUCGAACCGAUAUCGAUCAACAACAUGCUCUUGCGUGGCUGCCAACUGCGAAACACCGAGUGGGUACUCGGUGUUGUGGUUUUCACGGGUGAAGAGACCAAGAUCAUGAUUAAUUCGGGUGUCACACCUAGCAAGCGCGCCAGGAUUUCCAAAGAUCUCAACUGGAACGUCAUUUACAACUUCAUCAUCCUGGCCCUCAUGUGCUUGGUCUCUGGAGUUGUGCUUGGUGUCACAUGGGCUAGAGACGACACCUCGCAUUCGGUUUUCGAAUAUGGAUCCUAUGGUGGCACCCCAUCAGUCGACGGUGUCAUCGCCUUUUGGGCCGCUGUGAUUCUGUUCCAGAACUUGGUGCCUAUUUCCCUCUACAUCACUCUGGAAAUCAUCCGCACACUACAGGCUCUCUUCAUCUACAGCGAUGUGCAGAUGUACUACGAAAAGCUCGAUUAUCCCUGCACACCCAAAUCUUGGAACAUCUCUGAUGAUGUAGGUCAGGUCGAAUACAUCUUCUCGGACAAGACGGGUACCCUUACGCAGAACGUUAUGGAGUUCAAAAAGUGCACAAUCAACGGUGUUCCUUACGGAGAGGCAUACACCGAGGCUCAAGCUGGUAUGCAAAGAAGACAGGGAAUCAACGUUGAGGUUGAAGGUGCUCGUGCGAAGGAGCAAAUCGCUCGUGAUCGCGUGAGAAUGCUCGAAGGAGCUCGCAGGCUGCACAACAACCCAUACCUGUGGGACGAAGAACUCACCUUUGUAGCGCCAGACUAUAUCGAUGACCUUGCUGGCGAGUCUGGAGCCGAACAGAGAAUGGCCAACGAACAGUUUAUGCUCGUGCUAGCCCUCUGCCACACUGUUGUUACCGAGCGAACACCCGGAGACCCACCAAGGAUCGAAUUCAAGGCCCAGUCGCCCGAUGAGGCGGCGCUUGUUGCAACGGCCCGUGACGUUGGCUUCACCUUCAUUGGCCGAGAAGAGGACAAGCUCAUUGUUAAUGCUCUUGGUGAGGAGCGCAAAUACCAGGUCCUCAACACCCUUGAGUUCAACUCGACUCGAAAGCGCAUGAGUGCCAUCAUCAGGAUGCCAGACGGAAAGAUCAUGCUGUUCUGCAAGGGUGCGGAUAGUAUGAUAUACUCUCGAUUGAUCCCCAACGAGCAGAGACAGCUUCGCAUCACCACUGGGGAACACCUCGAGAUGUUCGCAAGAGAAGGGCUGCGAACUCUCUGCAUUGCUCAGAGGGAAAUUUCCGAACAGGAGUACGCCGAAUGGAACAGAGACUACGACAUCGCCGCCAACUCCAUCACUGAUCGAGAGGACAAGUUGGAAGAGGUCUCUGACCGAAUUGAGAAUCAGCUGUGGUUGAUUGGUGGCACCGCCAUCGAAGACAGACUGCAAGACGGUGUGCCCGAGUCGAUCUCGCUUCUUGGUCAAGCCGGGAUCAAGCUGUGGGUCUUGACUGGUGACAAGGUGGAGACGGCCAUCAACAUUGGUUUCUCCUGCAACCUCCUUGACAACGACAUGGAUCUCGUCAUUCUCAAGGUCACCGAUGAUAGUCUUGAAUCGGUGGAAGCUCAACUUGACGAGAAGCUGGCUAUCUUCGGCUUGACCGGCUCUGAGGAGGAACUCAAGGCCGCUCAGACUGACCAUGAACCCCCACCACCAACCCAUGCUAUCAUCAUUGAUGGUGACACUCUCAAACUCGCAUUGGACGACUCGCUGAAGAGAAAGUUCUUACUGCUCUGCAGACGAUGCCGAUCGGUUCUUUGCUGCCGUGUCAGCCCUAGCCAGAAGGCUGCUGUCGUUAACAUGGUAAAGACUGGUCUCGAUUGUUUGACCCUUGCCAUUGGCGAUGGCGCCAACGAUGUUGCCAUGAUCCAGGAAGCCCACGUCGGUGUUGGUAUUGCUGGUGUAGAGGGUCGCGCAGCUGUCAUGUCCUCCGAUUACGCUAUUGGACAAUUCCGCUUCUUGACUCGCCUCGUUCUGGUCCACGGUCGAUGGUCAUACCGAAGACUCGCAGAGACUAUCGCUAAUUUCUUCUACAAGAACAUCAUCUGGACCUUCGCGCUCUUCUGGUACCAGAUCUACACCAACUUUGACAGCCAGUAUCUCUUCGACUACACUUACAUCAUCUUCUUCAAUCUUGCUUUCACUUCUCUCCCGGUCAUUGUCAUGGGUGUCUUGGAUCAAGACGUCGAUGAUAAGAUAUCGCUCGCAGUUCCUCAGUUGUAUCGCCGUGGUAUCGAGCGGAAGGAGUGGACUCAGCCUAAAUUUUGGGCCUACAUGGUUGACGGUGUCUACCAAUCAGCUAUUGCUUUCUUCUUGGUAUACGAAAUUUUCCACCCUGCUACGUUUGCAACAUCCAGCGGUCUGGAUCUCGCAGAAUACCGACGCAUGGGUGUCUACGCUGCCACCACUGCUGUCGCUGCUGCCAACAUCUACGUCCUUUACAACACCUACCGAUGGGAUUGGCUGAUGCUGUUGAUUGUUGUCAUCAGUACGGUUCUAGUCUGGGUCUGGACAGGUAUUUACACAUCGUUUACUGGGAGUGCCCAGUUUUAUAAAGCCGGUGCAGAGGUUUACGGUAACUUGAACUUCUGGGCAUACGUUCUCGUCGCGACGAUCAUGUGUCUGCUUCCACGUUUCAUCUUCAAAGCUGCACAGAAGAUGUACUUCCCUCUUGACGUCGACAUUAUUCGAGAGCAGGUCAAGCAAGGAAAGUUUGACUACCUGAAUGAUAGCGACAGCUAUCUUCCUCUCCCUCCAGGACAAGUUCCAGCCGUUGUACCGGAGGUUGAUGCGGAUAAAUACAAGGCUGCCAACGCCGAGCCUACAGACGAGGAUGUUCGACCAAUUUACCCACCCUCCGUAGCACCCACCGCGACGACGCACAACCCACGAAGCCAAAAUGGUAGCAACAGCACUGACUACACAUACCGCCGCUCAAUGGAGGGCCUGCCUGCGGCCCCUCGUAUGUCAUCCGAAGGCCACCCACCAAACAGCUAUGAACACCGAGUGCGACCCAGCUUCGACCGCGCUAGGAUGUCUAUGGACCGUGUGAGGCAAAGCUUUGAACAAAGCAAUGACUUCACGUCAGCCGCCAUGCUGACCCGUAUCGAGUCUGCGCACAGCCGGAACAGCUACAUCGACCGCAGUCGCACUGGCAGCCAAAGUGGGUCAGCUGGCAACAUCGGAAUUCGACUGAAGAACGCCAUCCGCCGCGCCACAAUCACGAGAGAGGAAGCACCUUCAGAUUUCCAUGAUGCGCCUGCUGUACCUACGAUAACAAAAAGCUCCCCGGAGCCAAAACUACCGCCAACGAGUCCGCCUAGGUGA